Molecule: messenger RNA, 5210 nt
Organism: Gadus morhua (Atlantic cod)
Lineage: Eukaryota; Metazoa; Chordata; Actinopteri; Gadiformes; Gadidae
Product: vascular endothelial zinc finger 1
Exons: 7
Coding region: 71-1516 (481 amino acids)
Biological process (GO): regulation of transcription by RNA polymerase II
Cellular component (GO): nucleus
Molecular function (GO): RNA polymerase II cis-regulatory region sequence-specific DNA binding; DNA-binding transcription activator activity, RNA polymerase II-specific
Source: RefSeq, a predicted model, not a curated record
UGACCGGAAGUUGCAGCUGCCGUGUUUAGUCGCUUUGUUGUAAUUCCUGCAGAUUUUAGUAGAUGCAAUUAUGGAACCGAGCUGGAGUACGUUCUUAUUCCAACAGGCCAACGAGGCUCUGCACCACCAGCAUCACGCUGUUGGAAACGGCCUUCUCCCCCUCCUCAACUCUGAGCCUACUGAUCAGAAACCAGUUCUGCCUAUCCUCAUGGAACAGAAGCCCCAGGUCAGUGCUACAGAACUCCUCAAGGACAAUGUUGCUAAUGGGAUCGGUGGUGGAGGUUUGGCUCAAAUCGCCAUCGUCAAGAAAGAGCCCAAAACAAAGACACCCUUUAUCUGCGGCUACUGCAACAAGGCCUUUAGGGACAGCUAUCAUUUGCGGCGGCAUGAGUCUUGCCACACCGGUAUUAAGAUGGUGUCCAGGCCUAAGAAAAGCCCCACAGCUCCUACUAUGGUGCCUCUUAUCUCCACUGUAUCACGACAGAACAGUAGCCACUCGUACAUCUCCACGGUGGCUGGCAUCCUGACCACCGCCACCACCUCCACAGGGACGGGCGCCGUGGCCCCCAUGCAGCACCAGCACCAGCACGGCGUCGCCAAGAAGCCCCCGAAGCCCGUCAAGAAGAACCACGGCUGCGACAUGUGUGGGAAAGCUUUCCGUGACGUCUACCACCUGAACCGCCACAAGCUGUCGCACUCUGACGAGAAGCCGUUCGAGUGCCCCAUCUGCCAGCAGAGGUUUAAGAGAAAGGACCGCAUGACCUGUCAUGUACGCUCACACAACGGGGCGGUUCACAAGCCCUACAUCUGUUCUGUCUGUGGGAAGGGGUUCUCAAGACCCGACCACCUGAGCUGUCACGUCAAACAUGUCCACUCAUCAGAGAGGCCCUUUAAGUGCCAAGUAACGGCAUGUACUUCAGCCUUUGCCACCAAAGAUCGUCUGCGCUCCCACAUGAUCAGACAUGAGGGCAAAGUCACCUGCAACAUCUGUGGCAAGAUGCUGAGUGCGGCCUACAUCACCAGCCACCUGAAGACCCACGGCCAGGCAGGCUUCAGCAGCACUGCCUGCACUAACAAAGGCGUAACUGACUGGCAGUGGAACAACACAGUGCCACAGAAAGGUGAGUUGACUGUAGGAGAGAUUUUAAAUAACUCGUUCCAAGUCCUAAUUGACAUCUCUCGAACUCAAGAUCCCAACAUUGUGCACAACUCGACCCCUGUGACACCGGUCACCAACCCGUCAACGAUGAACCGCAGCAGUAACAGCAGCUACCCAGUCACUAUCGCUGCACAGAUGAACAUCAGCAAGAGCUCCCCGGGGGGCCACCUGCAGCACCCCGGGGUCACCAUCACGGGGCCCAUCAGCCUGGCGGCCGUCAGCCUCCCAGCCGCUGCCCACAUGAACCUGGCCCACCCACUGGCCAUGAACCUCUCGGGCCCGCUGAACAUGGCCAUGAGGCCCAUGGACAACAUGUCCUUCCUCUCCCAGGUGCUGCCUUCCUGCCCUCCUUGGUAACGUUGGGUUCCUGUUUCAGGUGAUGUCUGGGACAAGACGCUGUCGAACGGAAAACCGUUUGCUUUAGUUCUUUUGCCUUUUUGAUUUGUUAGCCACCCCACUUUGUCCCGGGCAUAAGGUACGAAUCAGAGUGUCCCCAUGCGACUUUAGCGUUGAAAAUCCGAAAACAAUUGUGUUGCUAGUGUUGAUUUAAAUGUUUUUAUUUUGUACAGAUGUUUUAUUUCAAUGUUUUAGGUGAUCAGUAUUCAAUAUUUUGUAUGUAUUUUCAACACGACUAGAUGAAAAGGGACGUAGGUUAUCACAUUCAAUGACGCCCGUGUCUCUAAUGCAUUAUAAACAUCUUUAUGAUCUUCUUAUAGCACUAGUUCUAAGUUUCAUGAAUUCAUGAAUAUUGAUAAUGCUUUAUAAAACAUUGUAGUCACGUAUCGUAAUACUUCAUGACUGCUGGUCACUCACUGGCAUUCUUUUGCUGCAAGGAUCAAAGAGUGAGGGUAAAAAUAAUUCUGGUGGUUGCAAUCCAUUGCAUUGUGAAUUAUAAUCACUGUUAUAAUCAAUUAUCGUUUGAUUAUUAGUUACUCUAAGUGGGCAUUGGGUGCUUAAGUAAAUACAAAAUCAUUUAAUUAAAUCUUGGCAAGAACAACACAGAGCGGUGAAAUAUGGAUUUAUUUGGUAAGACUUUUGAUGAUGAACAACUAAAUUAUGGACUUUCACAUAAUGUUUCCCCCCAAAAACACAUGAAAGUAUCUAAAGUCAACUAGACCCAGGUUCUACAUUUAAUAGGAUUGUGUACUUGCCGUAUCCCAGAGUUUUCCAGCGAGUGAGGAUCCCAUUACAACCCAGUCACCUAGCUAAUGUGUAGUUUUAACUUUACAACAACCUUCCACACCAUGACACGGUUGUGUUUUGUAUACAUUUGAUCACGGAUAAAAGCGGCACACUUCUUCUCCAUCAUUGAAUUAGCCACACUGCAUUAGCUACAGCUGUAUGGGUGGUUACUACCUUAAUGGCAAGUUAGCAAGUGAACGCUAUGUCAGCUUACGAUACCCACGACUAGUUCAGUAGAAUGAAAUAACAUAACAUGGAUAAACUUGGCUUGACUGAAAAAUCUUAACGACGUCAUGAACCUCUUUGAGAGACCCCUCAAAGAGUUCAACAUUAUAAUGCAUAAUAAGUGAUUGCAUUAUACAUUGUUUUUAAUGUAUUACAACUACGAGAAUUAUAAAACACCAUGAUCAUGCAAAAACAUUCUGAUGACUUCAAUUAUUAACAUUUUGAUACUUGUCUUGACCUUAUAAGUUAUCAAAUGCUUUAUAAUGUGUUGGGAUGAAAAUGAACUGUUAAUAUGUACAAGUGCUUAUUACUAUGAUUAUACAAUGCUAUAAACCACAGGUAUGUUGAUAAUGCAUUGUAGACGUGGGCGUCAUGGAAAGGGUCCUGAACACAACGUUUUACCUUGUUUGGUUUUUUCAGAAUGAUUAGCUAUGAUAAAGUAAAGCUAGAUAUGACUUGUGAACAGUCAAUUCCAUCCAGAUGGCAGUAUUAUUAACUCCUUUAUGUAGACGGCACCGGCCCAGGGGCGGCACUGCAAACAGGCCCCCAGAGAAGGGCCUGAGGAGUCAUAUGAGUGAUUUUUAAGUUUACCCUUGUGGAUCUCAUAUCACAGGUAUAAGAUGCCAUCGCUGUAGCUCCUAGCUCAGGAAGUAUACUGGUAUUUUUUAUUCUUAUUUAUGAAACCCAGAGGAAAUACCUCACUCAGACAUCUCGACUCCUAAAUUCCUCAAAGAUAAAGCAUUUGUUUACUUUCUCUUUGUUUCUCAGUUUUUGUAGCCACAACGUCAAUCUGGUCAUUAUAUUUUUUCACUGGGUUAUGGAAACGUGAUAAAGAAGGACAAAGGUCCCUUAAGCCAAUACUUCACCCACUUUUACUUCCACAUUACUGGCUGGACAUAGGUAGAGCAGAGCAUUGAGCUGCCAGAAUUUGAACUAGAGACUUGGCUUGGACUGGCCUGCUCUGAGACUGCUCUGAGCAUGGCCUGCUCUGAGACUGGCCUGCUCUUAGACUUGACUGCUAUGAGCAUGGCCUGCUAUGAGACUACUAGGAGCAUGGCCUGCUAUGAGACUACUAGGAGCAUGACCUGCUCUGAGACUGGCCUGCUCUGAGACUGCUCGAAGCAUGACCUGCUCUGAGACUGGCCUGCUCUGAGACUGGCCUGCUCUGAGACUGGCGUGCUAGUGAGACUGGCGUGCUCGUGAGACUGGCGUGCUCGUGAGACUGGCCUGCUCGUGAGACUGGCCUGCUCUGAGACUGGCAAUCAGUGGAGAAUUGAAAGUGAAAAGUUUUUGUAUUGAAUAUUACAACAGCCUGCAAAGAUUAAUCAAUCAAGCAAAAAGCAAACAAUCUAAAAUAAAAUACCCAAUAAAUUCCUCAAUUUAUCACCCAAUUAAUGAAUGAGCACAGUCUCAAGUUAAAGACAUGAGACUUGGACCUAAGGACAUAACUGGCGUUCAUAGAGUUGAAUGUUCCUACCCACAGCUCUGCCGCCCUUCCUUUAUGAAGCCAGGCGACAUCCCAGUGCAACCACUUGGACAUAAUGGUCUAUGCACUUAAGUUCAACUAAAACAAUAAAGUACACAUUCAGACAAUAUUUGAAGGCUCAAUGCAAGUGAAUAGGAGGUGAUAAUGGACUGCUUCGUACCAAACAGGGUUGUGAGAUGUGCUCUUUUGAAUUGAUUUGAUGGUGGGUAUGUGAAUAUUAAGCCAAAUACACAAAGUGGGUGAAAUAUUGCAUAAACUGGCAAUUUUAUCUGUUAAUGCCUAUUCCACUGAUGGCAUACGUGAAUGUUCCUGAAUGUGAGAAUGUCAGCUGGUAUCAGAAUGGAUGCGGAGCACGUGACCCUGUGGCUCACUUCCUGCUGUUCAAAACCUGUGUCCAUGUCUGGACAGACUUGUCCCAUAUAACGUAGAACGCAAACAACGCUGUGCUUGCUUAAGGGAAUCAUUAAUUUAAGGACCAUUAGUUAUAUUGGUGAAAGAGUUGUGUUUUCAUUCUAGAUGUGACCCUAGCUAGUUUUCAGGCACUACACUGUACCUUGGUGUCCCAGGUGAUAAAGCUGUGCCUUUACAAUAAGUAUCCACAUCUCACUCCAACAUGUACUGUGGUGGAGUUGUGUAAAGGGAAACUAAAUUAUUUUAGUUGAAAGUCCACGUUUUGCCUUUUCAAAUGAUUAUCAAAUUUAAAAUACUGGUGUGAUGGAAACCUGUAUUUUCAUCUCAACAGUUACUGUGAAUAUAUUGUUGACAUUCAACCAUAAGUGUCAUUUUAUGUAACUGUAAACAAAGCCUUUCGUCAACCAAAAUAUAAUUUGUACGGUAUUUUAACUAUUUUCAUGAUGAAUUUGGCAGAUAUUGUGAAGGCAAAUGAUUGUAGAUCUUUUUACCAUUUAGUUAAAAAUUGUGUUAGCUAUGUCGACACGCACUAAGAAACAUAUUACCUUUUAUAAAUCUUUUUGUAUUAGGACACUAACAAAGGUCAUUUUUUUGUAUAUAUGAAGAGUAUACUUUCUGAUUAGCAGAAAGGUAAACAUUCCUACAUUCGUUUUUUUUAUGUAAAUCUGUUGAGAAUAAUUAUGUAUGCAUUAUAGCGAUGUUAUGUGCCUUUUAUUUGGAUUCGGCUGAAUAAAAGAAACAAAUGAA